CCCUCAAGGAGUUCAAAUUCUAUUGAGGGAAUACAGCACAUACAGAAGUAAAUAAAAGUAAGAUGAUCUAAAGAGGGAGAAAACACUAAAAAAGAGGGAUGAGGAAGGGUAUUCCACAGGAGGUGACACAUGAGAUGGGCCUUUAAGGAAGCUAGGGAUUCUAAGAGGCUGAGGAGAGAAAGGAGUACAUUCCAGGAAUGGGAGGUAGCCCCUGAAAAGGCAUGGGGACAGGACAUGGAAUACCAAGUUCGGGGAAGAGGAUAAGAAAGGUAAUAACAUACAGUAAGCCUGGAAAGGUAGAUUGGUGCCAUGUUGUGAAGAGUUUUCAAUGCAAGUUGACUUCGUAGUAUAUCAUAGCAGUGGGGGCCACUGAAAAAUGUUAACUCCUAAAGGGCAUGGACUGUUUUUUUGUUUUGGUUUGGUUUUUUGCCUGUAUCCCUAGAGCCUAGCCUUGUGCUUUGCACAUAGUAGGUGUUUAAUAAACAUUUAUAGAACUGAAUUCUAUAUUUGUUUAAUGAAUAAAAUUCCUCAUAUGUCCAUUUGUAUUGCUGGCUUUCUCUUCUGUGCUGUAUAGGAUUUACAUGCUAGCUCUUCUUCUCUGACCCCAUCUUCUCUCUGCUCUCAGCAAUUCUGUAUUGAGUUAAUAGGUAUCAAGCCUGGAGCACCAGAGAGAGGGUCGUGGAUUGAGGAGACAGAAAUCUCAGUCCCAGAGUGAAGGUCCCAGAUAAAAGUGAUCUUGCCUCUAGUCCCCCAGGUGCUGGAGAACAGGUACUCAUCCCAGGAGGAGACACACCUGGCCAGAAACUCUGGUCAGAGUUUCAGGAAGGAGCAAGUCCUAGAAGACUCAGAUUGGAUCACUUCCUGUUAUCUUGUCUGGGUAAACAGGACUGGGGUGACAUCAGACUAUUCAGAAACCAGUGAGCACUGCUUAACCUUAGAGAAUCUGACCCAAAUGCUUCAGGAGAGAGGUGAGAAUUACAGAAGGGGGAGAUGAUGUGGUUUCCCUAAUAAGGAAUGAAUAUAUCCUGCCUCGAACCAUUUAAUGGGACCUUUUCCUCUAAAGCUGACAGGAUUGAGUCUGAGAGUAUAUGUAUGUAUAUGUAUGAUGGCAUAUGAUGUGUAUGUAUGAUGUGUUUAUGUGGGUACCCAAACAGAGAUCCGAGUUCACAUGUCUGGGUACUGGGGCAAAGGUGUGAGUCUUUGUGGGUGUUGGGGCAGAAGCCUGGGCCUAUGUGUGUUAGGGCUUUCUGUCAUAAAGUAUGUAAGAGGGGUCACACCAAACUCUUCAGUGAGUAGCUCCAGCUUGAUCAGUUUGGGAACCACAAGACAAGAUCUCCCUUCAUUUUUUUUUUUUUUUUUACUCUUCCACAGCUCAGCCACCUCAGGAAUCAGCAUUUCCCCUAGCCGUUUCACCAAACAGAAAGUAAUGUACUCUGGCCUGGUAACAAUGAGAUCCCAGGAAUCAUUGACAUUCAAGGAUGUAGCUGUGUACUUUACCCAGGAAGAAUGGGGGCAACUAGACCCUGGUCAGAAAUAUCUAUACAGAGAUGUAAUGCUAGAGAAUUAUAGGAAUCUAGUCUCAUUGGGGCAUCACAUUUCUAAGCCAGAUGUGAUCUCCCAUUUGGAGCAAGGAGAAGAGCCUUGGACGGUAAGGAGAGAAAUCCUAAGAGGUAAUUCUCCAGGUGGGAUGACCAUGCAUGAAACCAAGCAGGGCACUUCUGAAGAGGAAUUAGCCCAGGUGACAGUGGAAAGAUUUCCAAAAGGUGUUUUCUGGUACUCUGAGUUAAGAGAUACCUGGAAGCAUGUUGGUCCAUUUGGAAGGCAAAUGGUAGUUCCUCAGGAGAAAAUUAUCCCCGGGAAGACAGACCCUAAGUGUAAUGAAAUUAGUCUGAAUUCAGUCCUUGUUACAGAACAGAAAGUUUCCGUAAGAGAGAAAUCCCAAGGAUGUGAUCUGUAUGGAAGAACCUUUCAAUUUAGUUCACACCUAAUUAGACAUCAGAAAAUCUGUGUAUGGAAGAAACCUUAUGAAUGUCAUGAAUGUGGGAAAGCUUUUAGUAAAGGUGCACUCCUAAGGCAGCAUCAGAGAGUCCAUACUGGGGAGAAACCCUAUAAAUGUAAUGAAUGUGGGAAGGCUUUCACACUGCGUGGGAGCCUUACUGGACAUAAGAGCAUUCACACUGGAGAGAAACCUUAUGAAUGUAAUGAAUGUGGGAAAGCCUUCAGACUGCAUGCACACCUUACUCAACAUAUGAGAAUUCAUACUGGAGAGAAACCUUAUGAAUGCAACGAAUGUGGGAAAGCCUUCAGAUUGCACGGGCACCUUACUAAGCACCUGAAUAUUCAUCCUGGAGAGAAACCCUAUGAAUGUAAUGAAUGUGGAAAAGCUUUCAGUAAAGGUGCACUCCUUAAGCAACAUCAGAGAGUCCAUACAGCUGAAAGACCCUAUAAAUGUGAUGAUUGUGGAAAAACUUUCAGUAUGAGUGCACUCCUUAAGCAACAUCAAGGAGUCCAUACCGGAGAGAAACCCUAUGAAUGUAGUGAAUGUGGGAAAGCCUUUAGACUUCGUGGAAGCCUUACUCAGCAUAAGAGCAUUCACACUGGAGAGAAACCUUAUGAAUGUAAUGAAUGUGGGAAAGCUUUCAGUACAGGUGCAAUUCUUAAGCAACAUCAAAGAAUCCAUACUGGAGAGAAACCCUACAAAUGUGAUGAAUGUGGGAAAGCUUUCAGCCGGAGUUCAAGUCUUACUGAACAUAAGAGAAUCCAUACUGGAGAAAAACCCUAUGAAUGUAAUGAAUGUGGGAAAGCCUUCAGACUGCAUGGACACCUCACUAAACACCAGAGCAUUCAUCCUGGGGAGAAACCGUAUGAAUGUAAUGAAUGUGGAAAAGCCUUCAGACUUUGUGGAAAACUUACUCAACAUAAGAGAAUUCACACUGGAGAAAAACCAUAUAAAUGUAGUGAUUGCGGGAAAGCAUUUGGGGAUGGUGCACUUCUUAUGCGACAUCAGAGAGUCCAUACUGGAGAGAAACCCUACAAAUGCAAUGAAUGUGGAAAAGCCUUUAGUCGUCGUGCAAACCUUACUCAACAUAAAAGAGUCCAUACUGGAGAAAAACCCUAUGAAUGUCAAGAAUGUGGGGAAACUUUCAGUCAGAGUAAACAACUAAAACGACAUCAGACACUUCAUACUGGAGAGAAACCUUACAAAUGUAAUGAAUGUGGGAAAACCUUCCGUCAGAGUAGGCAGUGUACUCAGCAUCAGAGAAUUCAUACUGGAGAGAGACCCUACACAUGCAGUGAAUGUGGAAAGACUUUCAGACUGCAUACACAGCUUACUGAACACAAAAGCAUUCAUACUGGAGAGAAAGCUUAUGAAUGUAAUGAAUGUGGGAAAGCCUUCAGACUGCAUGCGAACCUGUCUCGACAUCAAAGAAUACAUACAGGAGAGAAACCCUAUAAAUGUAAUCAAUGUGGAAAUGCCUUUAGGCACAGUUCAACUCUAGUCAGACAUCAGAGACUUCAUAGUGGAGAGUAAUCCUGGGAUUUUAGUAAACGGAGAAAUGCUUCUGUUAUAUUUAUCCUUUAUUCAAGUAUCUGUGGUCAUUAAGUCAUAGUUUGUCACUAAUUGAUUUUGUCAUGUCUUAGAGAAAAAUAUGCCUCCUCUCUGUAUUUCUUUUUGCUCUACUGUACACCUCAGUGCCUACAAGGAACUUCACAUCAAUUCACCUUAAAGCAUAUCACCUUAUAAUUAAUAUGGCAAAUAAUUCAGCUAACAUCAGUUUCCUGGUAAUAUGUGUAAGUUUUUAUGUUGUUUGAAUUCUUAAAAAUUACCCAGUUUAAAGUUUUCAACACCUAUUGAAAUUUUUGCAUAAUUUCUGGUAUUACCACACUAGUAGGCAUGACUAACCAGUACAGUUAGGAAGUUGAUCAUUAGUUUUAAUUGGCUUUCAGUGAGUUAACCAUCUUUUUUAGAUGUAAAGUUAAACAAGUGUGAGGUGGGAUGAGUGCUUAUAAGAUUAUUGUUAAGGAUCAUAGAUUUAAAAUGUCAAGGAACCUUAGAAGAUAUAUUGUCCAACCCCAUUUUGCAAAUGAGGAAACUAGCCUAAUACUGUUUGAUUUUUCCAAGGUCACACAGGUAGUGACAGAAAGGGAUUUAAACCUAGAUGUCUUAAGUUGAGGAUUGAAUGGAGUCAGGUUCCUUGAUCACUUUCCCCUACUCCCUAAAAUAAACAAUAGAAAUACCAGAGGGAAGAGAAAAGGUUAAAAAUAAAAUAUAUGCACACAUGAGAAGAAAAAAACUAACCAAAAUUAAAUAUGAACAAAGAAACAGUGCUGAUACAACUGAAAAUACUUAACAAUUGAAUCAGGUAAAAUACCAGAAACUAUGAGAGAUGUAAAAGGAUGUUAUAAAAAAACAGUUGAGGAUUUGUUCUCCUAUUGGAUAUGUAACAGGCAAAGUCUGAAAUAAUGAAGGAAAUACAAGUUCAAGCUUCUGAGCAUAUUGGUUUAUUAAGAAAUGCAUGCCAAUAGCAUGUCAAAUUGGAACCACACCUCCUCAGCUUAGCACUGGACCCUAAAUACAGGAAGAGAUAGAUUUUUAUGCAUUAAAAGAAAACAGGAUAUAAACCAGGAUACAAGAUUGGAUAACCUAAUUUCUAAUUACAGGACAGAUUAGGGGCUUUUUAAGAGAAAGUAAACAGUUGCAGUUCCUUGAAAUCAGGAAAAAAGAGGUAUCCCACUCCCCAAAGUGUCUGUAUUCAAUCAAAGGAACAAUGAAACAGUAACUGGUUGAUUAGUAUGGGGCCAGUUUUCAAAUAAGACAUAUGGGCUGCUUGAGAUGUAUAGUUGUGAGAAAAUUCCUUGUGUCAGUCUUUGUAUCUGACUGGGCAUCUGGUGAGUAUCACCUAAGUCAGGGCUGUCCAACCUUAGGUUUUUAUUGAAACAAUAGACAAUAUAUUUUGAUUU
Molecule: messenger RNA, 4962 nt
Organism: Trichosurus vulpecula (common brushtail)
Lineage: Eukaryota; Metazoa; Chordata; Mammalia; Diprotodontia; Phalangeridae
Product: zinc finger protein 184-like
Exons: 4
Coding region: 1169-3532 (787 amino acids)
Biological process (GO): negative regulation of transcription by RNA polymerase II
Molecular function (GO): DNA-binding transcription repressor activity, RNA polymerase II-specific
Source: RefSeq, a predicted model, not a curated record